UGUUUUUACCACAACAGCUGCUCAAGUGGUAUGCCUAAAUCCAUUAGAAAUCGGCGAACUUCGAGUUAUGAGGAGCAAGAAGUGUGUUAACAUAGAUGGGUUUGAUGGCUUGGGAAAUAUUAACACCUAUAGUUGCGACGGUUUUGAAGACCAGCGAAUAAUCAUGUGCGGAGAUGGUUCGAUACGAAAUACGAAAUCUCCUAAUAACUGUUUUACACCAGGUACAGCUGGAAAGGGAAAUGUUAAAUUGUCUACAUGCAAAGUGUACCCGAGUUUGCCUGACUACCAAAAGUGGAGAUUUGGAAAUUCAAAAACCUUUCUCGACACUUUUGGAAUUGAACAGGAAGCAAAAGAAAUCAUUAACGUGUAA
This is a messenger RNA of Paramuricea clavata, 370 nucleotides long. NCBI's taxonomy places the organism in Eukaryota, Metazoa, Cnidaria, Anthozoa, Malacalcyonacea, Plexauridae. The record is from the annotation of a GenBank genome assembly.